GAUGCGAAGAGCUUUAACGAACGUGGAUGGCAAAGACUAGUUGACGAUCAAAUACAAGGCGCCAUUGAAGAUUUUGACAGGGCCAUCGAGUUGGACCCAAGUUACGCAGCUGCAUACAACAAUCGUGGCAUUGUCCGAGAGUUGGCUGGACGCGAUGACUUUUCCUUGGACUAUGAUGAGGCUGACCGCUUGACUUCGGAAACACCAGAAGUGCAAGAAAAGCUUCGAAAGGCUCGAAAGUGGAAACAGAUCGGCUGGAAAGGUCGUGGGGAAGUGGAAGCUAUGCAGAAAGCUCAGGAUGCAGACUUUUUGAUCUCCUUCACCACGGGCGACAGGACGCGCAAUGAUGAACUCCUUCGAAUCUUGAAGAACGAGAAGGUCCUGUUUCGUGGAGAGCUGCGCUCCGUGACCUUUUGCACCGACAAAUCCUUGUCUAUAGCGCAUAGGGUGCUUUGCUCUCAGACAGCUUCAUUGAGGAAAGACGGUGAGUUCCCAGCCUGGUUCAAGGUGUACAUGGAAGCAGCUCUGCAGACGCGGCAUGGAGUAUUGAUCUUGAAUAUCACAGAAGGAUACCUCAAGUCAAAGGCUUGUAGGUGGGAGUUUGGUUACAUCCGUCGCCCUGAAUUGGUGAACGUCUUGAUUCCAGGUGAUCCGUGCAAGAUUGUGCCCUGGGAAGAGCUGGCCCAAAAUGCAGAACUUUGCCAAGAAGUUUUCAACUCCAAGGGAUUUUCGGAGGCUAUGAUGUCGCAAGACCUGAAGCAAGAGAAGGCCAAGACCUUGGAGCAGAUGAGUAAGCUUGCAAAAUUUGCCAAUGAGCAGGAGUUUCAGGCCUGGUGUGAGCUGCCUCUUCGGCAGGUGGCCUAUGCAUUUUCCAUGCGUCACUUCGAGGAGCAGAGCGAUGAGAGGAUCAAAAGCGCCUUUGCAUUGGCUCUUGUCUACGAUCGAAUUGGAAGUGCGGCGAGGGCCAAGGAGUUGUUCCAGAAGGUUCUGGAAAGCGACACGGCAAACCUUGGUCCAGAGCACCCGAAGCUUGCCAGUACGUUGAAUCAGCUUGGAAAUGCCAACUCGUACUUAGGAAAUUACAUCCAGCAGAAGGAAUUGCUGGAGCUGGCCUUGAAGAUUCAAGAAAAGCACUAUGGCUCGGACCAUCCAGAGGUGGCCGUUACAUUGACGAAUCUUGGAAAUGCCCACGCUGACUUGGGCGAUCGCAGCAGGGCGAAGGAGCUGCUGGAGCGCGCAUUGAGGAUUAAGGAACAGCACUACGGCUCGGACCACACAGAGGUGGCCAUUACAUUGAUGAAUCUUGGAAAUGCCCACGAAAGAUUGGGCGAUCACAGCAGGGCCGAGGACAUGAAGCAACGUGCUUUCAAGAUUAUGGUUCAGCACUAUGGCUCGGACCAUCCAGACGUGGCCAUUGUGUUGGUGAGUCUUGCAACUAGCAGAGGACACUUGGGUGAUUACAGCCAGCAGAAGGAGUUCCUGGAGCGUGCUUUGAGAAUUUUUGAACAGCAUUAUGGCUCGGACCAUUCAGAGGUGGGCAGUGUGUUGACGAAUCUUGGAAAUGCUCUCGGUGAAGAGGGUGAUCACAGCAGGGCCAAGGAAAUGCUGGAGCGUGCUUUGAGGAUUAAGGAACAAUACUAUGGCCGAGACCAUCCGGAGGUGGCCAGUACGUUGGCGAGUCUUGGACAUGCCCACAGUGAAUUGGGCGAUCACAGCAGGUCCAAGGAAACGCUGGAGCGUGCUUUGAGGAUUCAAGAACAGCACUAUGGCUUGGACCAUCCAGAGUUGGCCGUUACGUUGACAAAUCUUGGAAAUGCCCACGGACGCUUGGGAGAUCACAGCAGGGCGAAGGAGCUGCUGGAGCGUGCUUUGAGGAUUGAGGAACAAUACUAUGGCCGGGACCAUCCACAGCUAGCCAGUACGUUAGAGAAUCUUGGUACUUCCCACAUAUUGUUGAACGAUCACAUCAGGGCCAAGGACAUACUGGAGCGCGCUUUGAGGAUCCGGGAACAACACUAUGGCUUGGACCAUGCAGAGUUGGCCGACAUGUUGACCAAUCUUGCAAUUGUUCACGACUCCUUGCGCGAUUACAGCGCCGCCAAGGACAGACUAGAGCGUGCUUUGAGGAUUGAGGAGCAACACUAUGGCGUGGACCAUCCACAGGUGGGCAUUUCAUUGAAGAAUCUUGGAAGUGUUCACGGUGACCUGGGUAAUCACAGCCAGAAGAAGGAGAUGCUGCAGCGAGCUUUGUGCAUAUUCGAGCAGCACGAGCAUCCCUUGGCCAGCACAGUUCGGGAAUCGUUGCGCACCAGCGAAGAGUGA
Molecule: messenger RNA, 2322 nt
Organism: Symbiodinium necroappetens
Lineage: Eukaryota; Dinophyceae; Suessiales; Symbiodiniaceae
Source: the annotation of a GenBank genome assembly